AUGGAGGCUUCAGCCAGCAGUGGUGUCAAAAGAAAGCGAGGGGGGCAACAACAGCGGAUAGCUCGAGCUGCAGCUGAGGAUGUUGCCAAGGAGACCGACAGCAAGCUUUCCGACUACUUGGUUGAUCAGAUGUCAUGGGGCUACAUGUCGCCCCAACAAGUGCAACGAAUCGCCGACUUAGCACACUGUGAUGUUCAAGCUGCACUGUCAAGCGAAAGAGUGCCAAACAAUCUGGAGUCGCUGGCCAAUGCAGGUACACGGGGGCAACAUGCAAACAAGUGCUAUGGCGACGUGAUGAAAGCUGCGACCAGAAGCUCUGAGUUGCAUGUGUCGGCGCCGAUGUUGGUAUCUAUCCCCUUCAGACAUCCGGUCGGCAACAGAAUGCAGGCGAUGCUGUUACCCCACCAGCUGUUCUCUGACAUUUAUCAUCAUCACCGUGCCACCUGGGAACAAUGCAUUUUGGGCCCACCUGGAGAUCUACAGCAGUUCUGGUCAGUCACUUCAAGCCACCCGGCCGUUACACCGGCAAUGAAAGCCAGAAAGGACUUGGCCGAUCGCUGUGUGCCUCUGUGCCUUCAUGGCGAUGGGGUUCCGUUGACUGGUCGGGGGAAAGCCUGGCAACAGCUUAUGACAGACUUUUCUUGGUAUUCGCUGAUCGGUCGUGGAAAUACAAGCGAGGUGCUUUACCUGAUAUGGGGCAUGUUUGACAAACUGCACUCUGGCGAGGAAAAUGGCCAGACCGUGAUCACGAAGGAGUCAAGCCCAUGCACUCUUUGUCAAUGCACAAAAUACGGGGGCAGCUCAUGGAUGGACUUUGGUCCAGGAGCUGCCUGGCAGGCAAGCUGUUGGGCGCCAGUUCCGUGGAAAUCAUGGCCAGGCCGCAGCCCAUGCAUUUUAUUUCAGCUGUCCAACUUGAGUGCUUGCAAUGUCGCGAUGGAUUGGAUGCACAUAAAGUACCUUGGGGCAGACCAGUACAACUAUGCCUCAGUCUUCUUUUUGUUGACCCAUCAUAUUUUGCCUGGCACUCCAGCCCAGAACAUGGAGGUCAUCUGGAGGGAAAUUCAACAUAUCUACAAGAGAGAUGAUAUACCCUCUCGCUUUCGGUACCUGAAUACCGUGCGAAUGUUCUUGAGAAAAAACAAUAUGGUCAAGCUCAGAGGAAAGGCUGCUGAAAUCCGACAUUUGCACGGGCCGCUUCUGGAGAUAUGGCAGAGACACAUGGUUCAGGCCGUUGCAAUUCAUCGAAAGAUUCGGGUCAUGCUCAAGCUGAACACAACUCUGGAAGGUAUCUUGACGAACAGCAAAGGCGACUUUGCUUUGUGUGCUGAAGAUGCUGCACAAUUCCAAGAUGCGACAAUGGGCUGGCUUCUCUUGCAAAAAGAGCUGCAGGAUCAUUUCUCGGACAGCGAUGUGCCUUUGUUCAAUGUGACAGAAAAGAGCCAUUUUAUAGAGCAUGCUGCCCUCCUUGCCCGCUACAUCAAUCCUCGGAUGGUGUGGUGCUUCGCAGGGGAAGAUCAACAACGUCGGACCCAACAGCUGGCCGAGACGUGCAUGAAGGGCUUGGGCCCGGCGAAGGCCAGCCUCAAGAUGAUGUCGAGGUAUCGUCUCGCUUUGGGUCGGCUGUUCAGCAAGCACGGGCACGUGUGA
This is a messenger RNA of Symbiodinium sp. CCMP2592, 1647 nucleotides long. NCBI's taxonomy places the organism in Eukaryota, Dinophyceae, Suessiales, Symbiodiniaceae. The record is from the annotation of a GenBank genome assembly.